Molecule: messenger RNA, 2712 nt
Organism: Rotaria sp. Silwood1
Lineage: Eukaryota; Metazoa; Rotifera; Eurotatoria; Philodinida; Philodinidae
Source: the annotation of a GenBank genome assembly
AUGGUUAAAAUCGAUCAUGGAACUCUAUUAUCCUGGGGAAUAAAGGAAAAAAGCAAGAAGAAUAACAAAAAUGCUAAACCGGUCACAUCUACUAAAUUGGUCGAACUUCUUAAAGUACAUACUGCACAUAUCGUUCUUCGUCGCACUCGUUGGGAUCCUCAUAAAAAAGAUUUUGUGCCAGAACCUAAGAUUUUGUGGUGUUCGAAUGCUUUUACACCAGUUAAUGCUUCAGUUCUAGUGCAUCAAUAUGAUUACAGUCCAAACAAAUUACAAAUUACAGGAGUAACAUUUUCGCCUGUUUUAUCACGUCAAAAUAUAAACCAAUUUAAUUUACAAGUAUCAUAUAUUAUUCCAGAAAUGUAUGCAUGUACUGCAUUGAAAAAGAAAUGUUUGAAAGCUAUUAUAGUCACCGAUAGUGAACAAGAGUCAAAUAUUCAUCCAAACUAUAAGUUUAUGGAUGGUCAAAAACCAGUUGAUUCAAUAUUAAUUCAUGUUGAUCAGCAAAAAGCUAGAUGCAUUUCUAAAUAUUUAUACGUGCAAGCGAAGGACUGUAAAGAAGAAGAAUAUCAAGAACUAGUCGACUUAUUAUCUACAAUAGACUAUGGUUUUUAUGAAAACGAAGAACAUUUACCCGCUGGUGAUCUAAAUCUAACAUUUGAAGAAGAACGAGAUAGACUAGCAGAAGCUAUGAAACAAUAUGCAUUACCAAAUAUCUUAAAAGGAUUACGUCAACUUCGACAAAAACGAAUUAAACAUAAAUCCAAUAAAGAAGAUCAAGAUUGGAUUAAAUGUAAAACUAACGAGGAUAAAAUUGUUAGAAAUAUCUGGAAAAUAUGGUGUCAUGAACGAGAAUGUCGUCCUCGUGCGGGUAUUAUCCUAUCAUAUUUUGAUACACAAGGUUUAGCUGAAAUUCUUCUAACAAAGUUUUAUAAAAAUAAUUAUAUUCAAUAUGGAUAUGCAAAAGGUAAAAUCGAACACGGUGAAACUAUUAAAGAUUGUGCAGCUCGUGAAGGUGCUGAAGAAUUAGGUUUGGAUGCUAAAAUUAUUUACAAUCUAAUACAAUAUAGUCAACCAAUAAAAAAGAAUGUAUUUAAUGUUCUGGAGAAUUCAUGGAUUGAACAUUAUUAUUUUAUUAUUCGUCUACCCAAUAAAAACAUUCAUCUUAUGCCAAAUGAAAAAGAAAUUCAUUUACUUGAAUUUCGUCAAGAACGAACUGAAGAUAAAGUUACAGCUGAAGAAUUAGACAACGAAAAUGAUAGCGAUUGGACAGAAAUAGAACCUAAAAGUAUCAAAGUUGCUAAAGGCAUUUGGAAUAUGUGGUAUAAUGAACGAGAAAAAUGUCCUCGCUCUGGUAUUAUUUUUCUUUGUCGUGCAAAAUUAAAUAAAAUAAAAGUUCUUCUUACAAAAUAUAUUAAAAAUAAUCGUACUCAAUAUGGAUUUCCUAAAGGAAAAAUAGAAUUUGGUGAAACCAUCUUGCAAUGUGCGGCCCGUGAGGCUUCCGAAGAACUUGGCUUAGCUUAUAAAUAUAUAUAUAAUAUGAUAAAAUAUAGUACUCCUAUAAAAAAGAAAGUAUUUAAUAUUGUCGAUAAAUCGUUUGUCGAACAUUAUUAUUUUAUUGUUCCCGUUGAACCCAAAGAUAUGAAGUUCAAAAUAGACAAAAAAGAAAUUGAUGAUGUUGAAUGGCGUAGUAUUGGUAAUUUGCCAUGUCGUAAGAGUUGUUCAGUAAUGCAUUUGAUAAAAUCUGCAAAUACUUUAACAGAAACAAAUUAUUUUAUGGUUAUUUGUCGUGACCUUUAUAAGCAUACAUCACUUGUUAAACGUAUAAAAUAUUGGCUUUAUUCAGAAGAUUUAGAACGAUUGAAUGGACCGAUUAUAUAUAUAAUUGAGGAGUAUAUAUACAAACAAAUACUUCAUGAAUUAUUUACAAUGGAUGAUCGAUUUUAUGAGGAUAUCGAUGCACGAAAACUUAGAAGACAACAUAAUAAAGAGGAUUGGAGGAAUUUUGCUGUUCCUGUGACAACACUAGAUAUAAUUUAUCAAGAAUGGAUCUCUUAUCUACUUUCUGAUGAUGAAUCAAUGGAUGACAAAUAUUCUGCGUUUAGAGACACAACAGCUAAGUAUAAACUGGUUACUCCUACAAUCGCAAGAAUACGUACACAAUGUGCAAACUAUAUUUGGAGAGUCUGGUGUAAAGAGAGAAUUUGGGGUCCACGUGUUGGUGUGACUUUACUGUCAAUUAAGGAAGAGAGUGCAGAAAAGGUUUUAGUUAUUUCACAUAUAAGUGAUAAACCUUUCAAGCGUCUUAAUAUUGGAUUUCCUAAAGGAAAACCUAAUUUAGGAGAAACAAUAAAAGAAGGAGGUGUCCGUGAAUUUCUAGAAGAGACUGGUAUGAUCGAUUCAUAUGACAUCCUUAAAAUGGCUAUUUGCAAUGGUACAGUUAUUACAAAAUAUCCAUAUAUUGGUACCAUACAACAGUGUCGAAGUCGAGCACAUCAUUAUGUUCUAGCUACAACAACUUGUCAAGAUAUGUCGUUUCGACCAAACAAAAAAGAAGUUUGUGAUGUUUACUGGCACAGUAUUUAUACUCUGCCAUGUUGUGAUGCUUGCAAAAUAAAAUGGAAGUAUACAUUACAUAAUGAUUUAGAAAUACCUGUUAAUUAUCAUAUGGUUACAUUAAGAGAUAUGAAUGGAGAAAAUUCAGCAGUAUUGUAA